This is a messenger RNA of Penicillium salamii, 822 nucleotides long. NCBI's taxonomy places the organism in Eukaryota, Fungi, Ascomycota, Eurotiomycetes, Eurotiales, Aspergillaceae. The record is from the annotation of a GenBank genome assembly.
AUGGCAAAAGACCACAAGCCCUCUCGACGUGGUGCAGACCGCGGUCCUGCCACAACGAAGCCCGGGACUGGCAGGGCAUGUGCCUCUUCGCCUUGUUCUGCUCGAUCGACGGCCUCUAGGUCCAAGACGGAACGUAACCCUCUCAAGGCGGUAGGGAAGCACAAAGGGCUGGGACAUUCUACAGCGAAAAACGCCCGAAAGAAAGAUGCAGAAGGAACCCAUCAAAAGUGUUUAGACAUGAUGGACCAGGUUCAAAUGGAGUUCCAGUUAGCUCUUGAGGACAUAGAUGAAGAGAGAGCCCAUGAUUCCCAGUCGAUGCAGGGUCUGCAUGCUGAAAAGGCCCAGGAGACAUCGAAACUACAGGAGGUUAUCGAAGCAAAAGAAAAAACUUUGGUUGAGAACCAGAGGCUUGAAAGAGAGCUCUGCCAAUUGCAGCAGGCGCAGGAGUCAUCGCACGCCACCAUGCAGGGCCUGGUCUCAUGGCACGAUAUUCAGCCUGUCUUGCAUCAAACACAUGGCGAGCUGGUAUCGGCCACCACUCAGUUCUGGAACACGAUCGACGCCCUCCAGAACCGUAGACUGGCAUCCUACUUGCCAAGUUCCGGAGAGUUCCAUGGAGGUUGGCCCGAGCAGGACGGCCCGCUUGGCACUCUAGGUCACAAUGCCCUACCCAGGUUUUCCGCUUCGAGUGAUUAUCCGCUUGUAACUCAGGAGGCGACAAUUUCAAGCAACCAAUAUGAAUCACCUGUGUUUCCGGCGGUCCUGGCUUUACUAUGGAGGAACCUGCUAGUUGGUUUACAUAACCACCACGCAGGUAGAUAG